GGAUUCUUUAGUGAAAAAAAAUAAAAAAUCGCCGAAGGAAGGAACAUUUACAGAAUCAACACUUGCACUUCUUCCCAUAUCUGCUUAUCAUUUUAAGCAAAACGUUAGCAUUCACAUGACAGACGAUAUUCAACCCGGUGUGGAGGAUAUCAGCCUUAGUAGAAAGCACUCAAUUGAACAUAACAAUGGUAACGAAGAGCAACAUCGAGCAAAGAGGGUAAAUGUAUCCAAUCCUGCAACAGAACAAGAUGAACAGAUAGCUGUAGUAUCAGAAAGGGAUGUUGGUAUCAUUGCUUAUGUCAAUCCAGAUCUCAAACCGAUAGAAGGAGGAAUCAUCAAACAGAGAUACUCUGACUUUCAUGUUAGAGAAGUUGCAAGAGGUGGACAAGUAUGUAGAAUCACUUCAUUACAACCACCAAAGGAAGAAGAAGGAGGUGGCACGCUAUAUGCACUUUAUAAGGAACAAGAAGCAGAGAAGAAUGACCAAAGUGGACAACUAAAACAAUCAAGAUUGGCCAAAGAAGAGGAAGAGAAAAAGGCAAGACAAUCACAGUACCAACAAGAAAAGCAGCAAGCAUCUGAGCAAACAUCUGGGUGGAAUGUAAAUGAAGAACAGAAUACGAAAUUGUUGGCACUACUAGGUGCUGAUGGUCUCGAAACCCUGAAAACACUCUGGACUCAAGGUGCAAAGCCCAAACAGGAAGGAAGGGAUGAUCGAUUCGUAAACAUGUUACCCUUAACGGACAAGCAGCAAAGAACAGAAGCACACCAGCUUGUACGAGAGGCUUUCAACAGUCUUCUUUUGACAGAGCACACAGAUGUAAAAGCAGAAGAUGGCACAAGUCAAAGUGCUAUUCGGAUACGAUGGGGAUCAGGUAGACCAGAACAGCGAAGAGCAGCAAAACAAGACAAACGAGAUAAACCCGACAAUGACAGGCUACCGCCUUACAUUCACUUUCUAAUGCAAAAGACAAAUAGAGAUAGUCAAGAUGCUCUCAAUAUUUUGGCUCGCUCUUUAGGCCUCAUGCAUGGUGGAGGUGGUGGUGGUAAGCCAGUUAAAGACAUCAGUGUUGCUGGUACAAAGGACAAACGUGGAGUAACAGUACAACAAGUUGCACUAAAAAGAGGACGCAGGACAUUGGAUGAUCUUUGGAGGAUGGCUAACGGAUUGCACAGAAACGUCGGAAGGGCAGACUUUCGAGGCAAAGGACAAGAAUUGAUCAAUGCUGUUUCUCGCAGAGGAGAUCGCGGAAUUCGUAUUGCCCAUCUUCGAUAUGCAGACGAUCAACUUCAUCUCGGGCAAUUGGAAGGAAAUGAAUUCGAAAUCGUCUUGCGCAAUGUCAAAGUGAAUGAACGAUCAACUGUUGAUGCUGCGAUGGAAGUGCUCAAGACGAGAGGUUUCAUCAAUUAUUAUGGAAUGCAAAGAUUCGGAACAUCUACAAUCUCCACACAUAAGAUCGGUAUAGCAUUGUUGAAAGGUGAUUACAAAGGCGCUGUUGAAUUGAUCAUGUCGCCAAGACAAGGUGAUCCAGAGAAUGCUCAACAAGCACGAGAGGCCUAUCAGCAAGGCAAGUUUGACGAAUUCCUCUCGCUGAUUCCUAACUUUUACGUUGGAGAACGCAGUAUCGUAUCACGUAUGAAAGCUGAUCGAUAUGCGUUUCCACAAGGUCAAAAUCCUUCCUCCUUGAGCAAUAUUGAUUGGAAAAAAUACUUUAGCGCUUUGCCACGCUCUCUUCGUACGAUGUACGUUCAUGCAUUCCAAUCGUAUAUCUGGAAUAGCCUUGCAUCAAAACGAGCACAAGACUUUGGUCUUCAAGCACCCAUUGUAGGCGACUAUGUCUGGCUGAAGGGAGAAGAGAGCUAUGUGGAAGUAGGCGCCGGCGAUGAAGAUGAGGAUGAAGAUGCCCGAUUGAAUGCAGUCGUAAACGGAACAGCAACUAGUAAUAGCUUUGGAAAGAAGCAAGUCAAAAUUAUAGAAGAUGAAGCGGAAUUGAGCAAAUAUACGAUUCAUGAUGUCAUGAUUCCAUCGCCAGGUAGUCAAGUACAAAUCCCACAAACGAGUUGGAUGUUUGAACCUUAUCAAAGGAUCUUACAAGAGGAAGGACUACGGGUUGAAGAUCUUGAGAAUGCGGGUAAACAAUCACCUGAACUUGCUUUGACGGGAGAUUAUAGAGCUCUGUUGCAUUUGCCAAAGAAUGUUUCUUAUGACCUGGUACGGUAUACGGACGCAAAUGUGAAUCUGGUUCAAUCGGAUGAAGAUAAAAUUUUGGGAUUGGAAGCGCCUCCAAAACCUGUCGGAUUUGAUGAACCAGUGGAUCCUGCCACACCUUCUUUUGUUGCCCUCAUCUUGCGUUUUACCCUCGGUGUUUCUGCAUAUGCCACCAUGGCCAUUCGUGAGAUUCUCAAACAGGAAACCAGCUCAAAUCAUCAACGUGAGUUGACUAUGCGUGGCGAAGAUCAAAUACGGAAAUAGACAGAACAUUUAUGUAUAAGAUAUGCGUUUGUGUAUUAGUAGUACAAUGUAUUAAUUCACCAUCAAUUUGCAUCCAG
This is a messenger RNA of Meira miltonrushii, 2550 nucleotides long. RefSeq names its product tRNA pseudouridine synthase D. The transcript has a single exon. NCBI's taxonomy places the organism in Eukaryota, Fungi, Basidiomycota, Exobasidiomycetes, Exobasidiales, Brachybasidiaceae. Gene Ontology annotation, biological process: pseudouridine synthesis. The record is from RefSeq and is a predicted model, not a curated record. Gene Ontology annotation, cellular component: nucleus. The coding region runs from base 116 to 2473 and encodes 785 amino acids. Gene Ontology annotation, molecular function: RNA binding; pseudouridine synthase activity.